Molecule: messenger RNA, 2743 nt
Organism: Dicentrarchus labrax (European seabass)
Lineage: Eukaryota; Metazoa; Chordata; Actinopteri; Moronidae
Gene: pabpc4
Product: poly(A) binding protein, cytoplasmic 4 (inducible form)
Exons: 15
Coding region: 448-2331 (627 amino acids)
Cellular component (GO): ribonucleoprotein complex
Molecular function (GO): RNA binding
Source: RefSeq, a predicted model, not a curated record
CUCACGCAGUCUCUUUCCCCGGCCACAAACAACCGUGAGUGUCUAACUCACUGUUCUUGAAAAACUUAAAAUAAAAAUAAUAUAAAAAAUAUAAAAUUCACAAAAUCUUCAUAAAAACAAGAAGCCUAAUACUUAAAGAAAAAAAAACAAACAAUAAAAAAAAUAGCAAACUCAUAAAAAAUACUAUAAACAAGAGGCCUCGGGCUUAACCCGAAGUUGGCAUCUUUUUAAAGGAAGACAUACUUCAGAGGACGUCGAUUUAUGUCGUUUUCAGGUUUGACAUUUUCUCCACACGCCGGACCAGAGAGCCAGCUGUCGGUGUCUUUAUCAGGCGAGAAUUGAAGCGCAGUUCGGAACCAGGAUACGGAUCAUACCGGCGCUUUUUAAAUAUUUUUCUGGCGUUUUUGAAGGAAGCCCUGCGUUCACUUAUUUUGUGAAGUCUGAGAUAUGAACACAGCGACGGGGAGUUAUCCGAUGGCUUCUCUCUACGUUGGCGAUCUGCACCCCGAUAUCACGGAGGCUAUGCUGUAUGAGAAAUUCAGCCCAGCCGGACCGGUGCUCUCCAUUCGGGUAUGCAGAGACAUGAUCACCCGGCGAUCCCUGGGAUACGCUUAUGUGAACUUCUCCCAGCCUGCUGACGCUGAGAGAGCCCUGGACACCAUGAACUUUGACGUGGUGAAAGGAAAACCAAUCAGAAUCAUGUGGUCCCAAAGAGACCCCUCCCUCAGGAAGUCCGGAGUGGGCAACGUGUUCAUCAAGAACCUAGACAAGUCCAUUGACAACAAAGCCCUGUACGACACCUUCUCUGCCUUUGGCAACAUCCUCUCCUGCAAGGUGGUGUGUGAUGAAAAUGGCUCCAAGGGCUACGCUUUUGUCCACUUUGAGACCCAGGAUGCUGCUGAUCGAGCCAUUGAGAAGAUGAACGGCAUGCUUCUGAAUGACCGCAAGGUGUUUGUGGGUCGCUUCAAAUCCCGCAAAGAACGGGAGGCUGAACUAGGAGCCAAAGCCAAGGAGUUUACCAAUGUCUACAUCAAGAAUUUCGGGGACGAUAUGGAUGAUGAGCGGCUGAAGGAGCUUUUCGACAAAUAUGGUAAAACACUUAGCGUGAAGGUGAUGACAGACCCUACCGGCAAAUCCAGAGGCUUUGGAUUCGUUAGCUACGAGAAACAUGAGGACGCUAACAAGGCUGUAGAGGACAUGAAUGGCACUGACCUCAACGGCAAGACAGUGUUUGUGGGCCGGGCUCAGAAGAAGAUGGAGCGGCAGGCGGAGCUGAAGAGGAAGUUCGAGCUGUUGAAACAAGAGAGGAUCAGUCGUUAUCAGGGUGUUAAUCUUUACAUUAAGAACCUGGAUGACACCAUAGAUGAUGAGAAACUGCGGAAGGAGUUCUCUCCAUUCGGAUCUAUUACAAGUGCUAAGGUGAUGCUAGAGGAAGGUCGCUCCAAGGGCUUCGGCUUUGUCUGCUUCUCCUCCCCCGAAGAGGCCACCAAGGCUGUGACUGAGAUGAACGGACGUAUCGUUGGCUCCAAACCCCUCUACGUGGCCCUCGCUCAGCGCAAAGAGGAGCGCAAAGCCCACCUCACCAACCAGUACAUGCAGCGUAUUGCUGGCAUGAGGGCUAUGCCGGCUAACGCCAUCAUUAAUCAGUUCCAGCCCACCAGCGGCUACUUCAUGCCAGCUGUGCCACAGGCCCAGAAUAGGACUACAUACUAUGCACCCAACCAACUGGCCCAAAUGCGACCCAACCCCCGAUGGCAGCAACAGGGUGGCAGAGGUCAAGGUGGUUUCCAAGGGAUACCGAGCUCGCUGCGUCAGCCAGGACCCCGUGCCAACCUGAGACACAUGACCCCUAACAGCGGCGCGCAGGGCCCACGAGCUUCUGGCCAAGCCAUGGGACCUCGUCCCUCAAUGGGAGUACCCGGCCCUCGUGCCAUGCCUCCUUACAAAUAUGCCACUGGUGUCCGUAACCCCAACCCCCAAGUGGUGCAACCUAUUGCCUUACAGCAGGCUCAGCCAGCUGUGCACAUUCAGGGCCAGGAGCCUCUCACAGCCUCCAUGCUAGCUGCUGCGCCCCCUCAGGAGCAGAAACAGAUGCUAGGUGAGCGCCUUUUCCCACUGAUUCAGUCCAUGCAUGCCAACCUGGCAGGAAAGAUCACUGGCAUGCUGCUGGAGAUUGACAACUCUGAAUUGCUCCAUAUGCUGGAGUCUCAUGAAUCUCUGCGUUCAAAGGUGGAAGAAGCCGUUGCGGUCCUACAAGCCCACCAGGCAAAGAAAGAUGCCACUCAGAAAGUGGGCAGCUUGGCUACUACUGCUGCUGCUGCCACAUCCUGAAGACUGCAUGCUGUAUUUGAUUGGGCACAGAAAAAUGCUCAAAGAUGGAGAGAGACUCACUACACCUACUCUAAACACCAGACUCCUCUGAACAAUUAUGCAAAAAAGAAGGAAAAAAAAGAAAAUGUAAUUUUAAAAAUAUACUUGAAAAUUUUGACAAAUGUUACAGUUGAUAAUUUUCUAAUUCUGUAAUACUUUUAAACUGCAUACCAAAAGCAAUAAUGCAAAUUAAUCUUGAAUGGAGGCACUUCACUUUGUGGAAAGGAGAGAAACCUUUUUCGAAAAGGAAAAUGAGCUUUGUUCUUUUUCUUUGCUUGAAAGUUUUAUGUUUGAUUUGAAAUGAUGGACUCCAUCCUAUCAUGUUAUCAUGGGUGUGUGGUAUUCUCAAUAAAGGGAUGAUAUAUCAAGGUUA